Molecule: messenger RNA, 1059 nt
Organism: Nasonia vitripennis (jewel wasp)
Lineage: Eukaryota; Metazoa; Arthropoda; Insecta; Hymenoptera; Pteromalidae
Product: peptidyl-prolyl cis-trans isomerase B
Exons: 5
Coding region: 217-921 (234 amino acids)
Biological process (GO): protein folding; protein peptidyl-prolyl isomerization
Cellular component (GO): intracellular membrane-bounded organelle
Molecular function (GO): peptidyl-prolyl cis-trans isomerase activity
Source: RefSeq, a predicted model, not a curated record
GCGGUUGCUUCUCGGCUCCCGGCCGUGCCGCGGCGCGGCAAAAAAGCUCGCGCCCGCGCAUUGCGACGACGACGACGACACGUCGACGCACAGCUCGAGCAGCUCCUCCGCCAGUUUAUCGCGACCAGGCAUUCGAUCUACUUCUCAGCGCGUCGUACGGUUGGAUUUUUGUUUGUUCCGUUUUAUUUUUCCGCGAGAGCAAGAAUCGCGUGAAUCAUGAGGUGCCUGCUCGCAGCUGCACUGCUAAUUGCCGCCACGGCUGACUACGCUCAGGCUACCACGUUCACGAUAACGGAUCAAGUCUAUUUCGACAUCAUGAUCGGCGACAAUCCCGCGGGUCGCAUAGUCCUGGGUCUCUUCGGCGAAGACGCCCCCAAGACCGUCGAGAACUUCCUGAAACUGGCCACCGAGGGAAUCAAGGGCCGGACCUACGCUGGCUCCAAGUUCCACCGAGUCAUUAAGAAGUUCAUGAUUCAAGGCGGAGACAUCGAGAAGGGAGACGGCACAGGCUCGAUCAGCAUCUGGGGCAAGUACUUCGACGACGAGAACUUCAAGAUCAACCAUUCGGGCCCGGGCUUUCUGAGCAUGGCCAACGCCGGUAAGAAUACCAACGGCUGCCAGUUCUUCAUCACGACCAUCGCUACUCCUUGGCUCGACGGCGCCCACACCGUCUUCGGAAAGGUGAUCGAGGGUCUGGACGUGGUCUUCAAGAUCGAGCAGACGAAGACGGACGUGGACGACAAGCCGAUUACGCCGGUCUACAUCCUCGAGUCCGGCUCGAUCCCGACGCCCAAGGCCUUCACCGUCUCCGACAACCCCUACGAUUUAUGGGCAUGGCUGAAAGCAACUGCGAUCCCUUUAAGUUUUAGCUUCUCCGUACUCGGAUUUUUUCACUGGAUGAUGAAGCAAUUGGACGUCUGAAUGAUGAUAAUGUGUGUAAUUUUUCAAGGCUGUAAGUGUAAAUUUAAGUUUGAUUGUGAAUUAACAAAAUGCACACAAAUUGUAUACAGAAUCUUCAUAUACUGCAAAAUAUUAAUAAAUAAAUUUCGUAUAAAACUA